AUGGCCGGUCGCGAAUUGAAGGCGCUGUUGAACAGUGGCGAGCAGGGCGCCACCUACACUGCUACGAUCUCGAUCGCUGGCGCCACUGUGGAGCUCCCCCCCGAGCAGAGGAAGUGCUUCUCCGAUGAUAAGCAUCCUUUCACCGCGACCUCAUUCGACUUUCUCGCCUGCGUGGUAGUUCGGAAGUGCGUGUCCCCGUCGCUCCAGGAGGCAAUUAAGGUGGUCCUCUCCAAUGUUGUCGCGGACAUCGUCGCUGGACGCGAGGCCGCGCAUGUGGCGUUUGACGGAUUGGUUGGAUGCAAAAUGGUCGCGUUCUGCAUCUGGUCCGAGGAAGUGAGUGACAAGAAGGCCUCCAACGUGGGCAUGUUGCUGCUAUUGCGCCCGGACCACCUGGGGCUUGACGCGGCCUCAACCUGGAAAACUCGCUUUGUCCGCGUCUGUCACCCAACUGCCGCGGCUGAGCAUCUUGCCGCGGUGGACCAGAUUGUCAAGUACGUCUGUUGCAGAUGUGCUGUUUUUUACGCAUGGUUGCUAUCUUACGCCCCUUGCGGUCCACUCGCAUGUGGGUUCGCGUUCGACCGAGUUCUCAACGACCUCGACGCGGUUGUUGGGCACGAGCAUGCUCCUCGCAUUGCCAAGCCGAUUGCUAGGACGCUGAACACAUUGCGGCAGGAUGCGAGACGUGCCGCUGAAGAGCUCGCGUUCAGGUCCCGGUGCGGCAUCGCAGACGCGGGAUCUCACGUUUCCGGUCGCGAUAACAUCGCUCUCAACACGGCUCUUGCGCUCGCGAACACAGAGGAGGGGGACCAGGGGAAACCGGACCCCAAGGAGGAGGGAUCAAGCUCUGACCGCGCAGAGGACGCCCAUGUGAACGCGCAGGAGGGUGGAGGUGACGAGAAUGCAGAGGAGGAGGCGGACGAGGGCGAGGGACACGGUCGCGAUCAAGACGAAGGGGAUGCCGCGGAGGAUGACCAGCGCGGUGAAUUGGAGCUCGAGGGUUCGGACGAGAUGGACGAAGAGGACGAAGAAGAGGACGAGGAAGAGGAGGAGGAGGUGGAGGAAGUCGCGGCCACCCAUGCCGGGCGGCCAAUGGGCGCGGUAGCGGGUGCAGGGAAGAGUAUUCGCGGUCUGCAGGCUGUGCUGUCCCCCCGCCCCGGGAGCGCGACCCGGGAGUACGCGGGCAAGAGUCCGGUCUUGGGCAAGCGGAAACACUCGGAGCUGGUGAAGAUGGCUCCUGAGAAGCUGGCCGCGGAGAUCCUCCGUUUGAACCAGCAGCUGGAAAAUCAGAAGCGCAAGAUGGACGAGGUCGCGUCCGCAGUGCCCGGUGCUCAGUUCGCGGUGGUGAUCACGCAGAAGUACGAGGAACUCGAGGCCACAGUGGAGAAGGUGCUAACCCACGUGCAGAACACGGACCGGGUGAUUCGCAGGGAAGCCAAGCUGGCCGCGAAUGACAGGUCGGAGAAUCGCGACAUGCGGGAGGUGCUGAAACGCGCGGCGGUCCGACUGGAAGAUUGCGCGGGGAGCAUGAAGGGGGUGGUUGUGGACUCCAUGGAGAAAGCCCAGAAGAAGCUCACGGACGAGGUCGCACGCAAGAUCGACGGCGCGUCAUCCAACAUCGCGGGUACUGCCGAGAAAGCGAUCACAAAUAGCGGCGUCACGAGCUCCCUCAACAUCAUCAUCACGAUGCUUUCCGGGCGUGCAUCACAGCCACAGUUUCCCGUUGGAACGGAUGGGAAGGUGGUGGACGAGGUCGCGGACAAGGAGGUUGGGAAGAAGGCCGUGGACAAGGAGGUUGGGAAGAAGGUCGUGGACAGGGAGACUGGGAAGAGGGUUGCGGACAAGGAGACAGGUAAGUGUGAGAGCAGCAGGGGUGGGAAGCGGCAAAAAGGGGUCGCGAUCCAUAGCGUCGUCGACCUUCUUAAGACCAAGGGGGGCGCGGUCGUCGACCAUGCUGCAGGGUCCACCAGGGGGGCUGCUGCUGCUGCUGGACAACCGCCUGCGACCUCGGGGGUGGAAGCUGUUAAUGGCAAGACCAAGGUUGAGGACGCCCCGCUAAACACCACCCCCACCAACGCGAUUGUGCCCGCGUCAGGCAACACGGCCGCGGUCGCGCCAGGACAGCCGGGACCCAGCUCUAUCGCCCCUGCCAUCCCCCCCUCUGCAGAUGUGAAGGCGAAGAAUCAGGGCCGCAGUGGUUGUAAGCCUCCUGCAGCCGCGUUGAAGCCUCAACGCGACGACGACGACGACUCGGACGCGGACGAUGAGGUUGAGAUGGUGCUGCAGAGGUUGUGCGGGCCAGGCGACACCAGCGGCGCAGGCGGCAAGCGCAAGGGCUGUGGUAUCCGCCCUCUGCUCAGGGGUGGGGAGGGGAUGGUGGGCGAACCGAGGCUGGGGGGGAGACAUCGCUGGCUCGGUCAUCACUCUCUCCAAGAGGUGCAAUAUCUGACCGCGAUCGCGGUGAUGUGUUACGACAAGAAGAUAGACCCCGGGCUCAAGCUGACUGCGCAGCAGAAGAGUGAGUGGGCCGAAGACAUCUCCGCGGCCGGGACGAUGUGCACCAUGCUAUUCACCACCAUGCACCUCCGCAACCUUUGCGGCAAUGUUGACAGGUACCACCACAUGUUCAAGACCUACCGCGAUCUCACCCGCCGCGGGUCCCCGCUCGGCAACGCGAUAGCAUGGGCAGCCGCGGUGGGGAAGGAGGCUGCAGAUGAGGAGCCCGAUGUCACCGGCGCCCAAGUGGGCCUGUUCGCUGGUGCGGUCGCGUGCGCCAUCGCGAUGGUGUGGGAGACCUGCAACGGCAGCGAAAUCGAGUCUGUCGCGGAUGCUGGAUACUCCGCGGCGCAGCUUGCCGGCACACCAGAGGAAAUGGCCCGCGGUCACGCCACGAUCGUGACCUCGACCGCGGUCGUGAACCGUCUCGGUGCGCGACUUGGCGACCCCACAGUGGUCGCUAUGGUCGCGCACGAGGCAGUAGACGUGCUGAUGACCUGGUGCGACUGCAAGAUCGCGGCGAAGGCGAUGGAGGCUAACGGCCUCUACCUCGCAUUGCCGGAGAAGCGGCUGUCCGCGAAGAAGAGGUCCGGGUGGAGGUGGUAG
This is a messenger RNA of Closterium sp. Yama58-4, 3099 nucleotides long. The record is from the annotation of a GenBank genome assembly. NCBI's taxonomy places the organism in Eukaryota, Viridiplantae, Streptophyta, Zygnematophyceae, Desmidiales, Closteriaceae.